AUACGUCUCCCGAGGUUGAGAGUGGUGAAAAUGAAGAAUAUGAGGAUGAAGAUAAUGUUAUCGAUUUAAGACGUUCUUGUUCAAAGACUAUUGAUCAAGCAAAGGAACUACAAUCUGAAGAGGAAAUUUUAGAUGCAUCUACCUUAAGCACUAUACAGUAUAUGAUUUAUUUUGCGGUCAUUGAGUUGCAGUUAUCAGCUCUAUAUGGUCAAAUAAUUGGUGUUGACUUAUUAGAUAAUGGAUUGUAUUUCGGUUUUGAAGGGCACUGUUAA
Messenger RNA from Dentiscutata erythropus, 272 nucleotides. The record is from the annotation of a GenBank genome assembly. NCBI's taxonomy places the organism in Eukaryota, Fungi, Glomeromycota, Glomeromycetes, Diversisporales, Gigasporaceae.